UUGGCUCGACUCCAGCGUUGAGAAGCAUCGCCCUGUCUCGCCUUAGCUCUGCUCCACGCGUGAGUGGGCGAUACGCGGCAUGAGCAUCCAAGUAACGCUCAAGCUGUUGAGUGGAGACAAGUUCCAGGUCGAGGCGAAUCCAGAAGAGAAGAUUUCAGACUUGAAGGCCAAAGUGGCUCAGGCUCGGCCGGAGCUCCCAGUGGAAUGUCAAAAGCUGAUCUACUCGGGCAAAAUCCUAGCUGAUGAUGCCACACUUCAGGAGUCUGGCUAUCAGAGCUCUGGAUUCAUUGUUGCCAUGGCGACCAAGGCCAAAGCGCCAAGUGCGAAGCCAGCUGCGACACCAGCGACUCCUGCACCCGCGACCACUCCGACUCCCGCGGAGACACCGACACCAGCGGAGCCGGUGACUCCGGUUCCCGCACAGCCACCUGCCGCAGCUGCACCUCUUGAUGAAGCAACCAUUGAAAGCCUGUGCGAGAUGGGCUUUCCGCGGGACCAGGUUGAAGCUGCAUUGCGAGCAGCACCAGGACGAAAUCCGAUGAUCGCAGUAGAGUUUUUGAUGACUGGGAUCCCUGAAGCAGGUGGACCUGAAGCUCCAGCAGGGCUUGCUUUUCCAGCGUCUGCUUAUGGAGGAGGAGGAGGAGAGGGUGAGCCCAUGCCAGAAGUGCUGGCCCAAUUGCGAAAUAACCCACAGUUUGGACAGCUUGCAGCUAUGAUUGCAAGCAACCCCCAGAUGCUAGACCAGGUCAUGCAGGGCGUGCAAGCAACCCAUCCUGAGAUCGCUCAGGCCAUCCAGGAACACCCUGAUGCUUUCAUGCGGCUUUUGCAAGAGGCGACCGGAGCAGAUGCAGCAGAGGAGGAGCCUGAGUUUGUUGGCCCUGGGGGAGCAACCAGGGAACAACUGACUGCACUUGCGGCCAUGCUGCAGCAACAACCGGAUAUGCUGGAGCAGCUGCUUCCAGAUAUAGAAGCCCAAGACCCCAACAUGGCUGCAGCCAUCCGUGAGAAUCCUCAGCGGCUCAUCGAGCAUUUGGCGAGAAUGGGAGCUGGAGGAGGCAUGCCUGGAAUGCCCGGUGGCAUGCCCCCUGGUGGCGAAGUGAUUCGACUGACCGAGGAGGAGAACGCCGCCGUGGAAAGACUGGCUGCAUUGGGUUUUCCGAAAGAGAUGGCUGCACAGGCCUACUUGGCAUGUGAUAAGAGUGAAGAGCUUGCAGCCAACUUUCUUUUUGACAAUGCCGGCAAUUAAGGUGUCAGUGACCCGCUCCACACCGGAACCAAGAGCCUUUGCAACAUGUUGUCAGCGAACUCAAAGUAGAGCUUCUUGUUCCUA
Messenger RNA from Durusdinium trenchii, 1330 nucleotides. Lineage: Eukaryota; Dinophyceae; Suessiales; Symbiodiniaceae. The record is from the annotation of a GenBank genome assembly.